This is a messenger RNA of Otolemur garnettii (small-eared galago), 3117 nucleotides long. It is a transcript of the gene ALDH1L2, whose product is annotated as aldehyde dehydrogenase 1 family member L2. Gene Ontology annotation, cellular component: cytoplasm. The transcript has 23 exons. Gene Ontology annotation, molecular function: formyltetrahydrofolate dehydrogenase activity; aldehyde dehydrogenase (NAD+) activity. The coding region runs from base 14 to 2785 and encodes 923 amino acids. NCBI's taxonomy places the organism in Eukaryota, Metazoa, Chordata, Mammalia, Primates, Galagidae. The record is from RefSeq and is a predicted model, not a curated record. Gene Ontology annotation, biological process: 10-formyltetrahydrofolate catabolic process; one-carbon metabolic process; biosynthetic process.
GCUCCUUUCCAGCAUGCUGCGGCGUGGCAGCCAGGCGCUCCGGAGCUUCUCCACCGGCCGGGUUUAUUUCAAAAACAAACUGAAGUUGGCACUUAUUGGCCAGAGCGUCUUUGGACAGGAAGUCUACAGCCACCUUCGCAAAGAGGGCCACAGAGUAGUAGGGGUGUUUACAGUUCCAGACAAGGAUGGAAAAGCUGACCCACUGGGUUUGGCUGCAGAGAAAGAUGGGACCCCUGUGUUCAAGUUCCCUCGAUGGAGAGUCAAGGGCAAGACCAUCAAGGAGGUGGCAGAUGCCUACAGAUCCGUGGGUGCAGAGCUAAAUGUGCUGCCCUUCUGCACACAGUUCAUCCCCAUGGAUGUGAUCGAUGGCCCAAAGCAUGGCUCCAUCAUCUACCAUCCAUCCAUCCUGCCCAGGCACAGAGGAGCCUCUGCUAUCAACUGGACUCUAAUUAUGGGAGACAAAAAAGCUGGAUUCUCUGUUUUCUGGGCUGAUGAUGGUUUAGAUACAGGACCGGUUCUUCUGCAGAAAUCAUGUGAUGUGCAACCCAAUGACACAGUGGACUCGCUUUAUAAUCGAUUCCUUUUUCCUGAAGGAAUCAAGGCCAUGGUGGAAGCUGUUCAACUCAUAGCUGACGGAAAAGCUCCUCGUGUUCCUCAGCCAGAAGAAGGGGUGACAUAUGAAGGUAUCCAGAAAAAGGAAAAUGCUGAGAUUUCUUGGGAUCAGCCUGCUGAAGUGUUGCAUAACUGGAUUCGAGGUCAUGAUAAAGUCCCUGGAGCUUGGACAGAGAUAAAUGGACAGAUGGUUACUUUCUAUGGCUCUACGUUACUAAACAGCUCUGUGCCUUCCGGACAACCUCUGGAAAUUAAAGGUGCCAAGAAACCUGGUCUUGUUACCAAAAACGGACUUGUUCUUUUUGGUAACGAUGGAAAAGUGCUGAUGGUGAGAAAUCUGCAGUUUGAAGAUGGAAAAAUGAUUCCUGCCUCUCAGUACUUUUCAGCGGGUGAGACUUCGGUGGUGGAACUUACAGCUGAAGAGGUGAAGGUGGCAGAGACCAUCAAGGUUAUCUGGGCUGGAAUUUUAAGCAACGUCCCUGUUAUUGAAGACUCAACUGACUUCUUUAAAUCUGGAGCAAGCUCAAUGGAUGUUGUCAGGCUGGUUGAAGAGAUCAGACAGAAAUGUGGUGGGCUUCAGUUACAGAAUGAAGAUGUCUAUAUGGCCACCAAGUUUGACGACUUCAUCCAAAAAGUGGUGAGGAAACUGAGAGGAGAGGAUCAAGAGGCAGAGCUGGCCGUGGAUUACGUCUCAAAGGAGAUCAAUGAAAUGACAGUAAAAAUGCCAUAUCAGUGUUUCAUAAAUGGACAGUUCACAGAUGCUGAUGAUGGAAAAACUUAUGACACUAUCAAUCCAACAGAUGGAUCGAUAAUAUGCAAAGUAUCCUAUGCUUCUUUGGCGGAUGUUGAUAAAGCAGUAGCAGCAGCAAAAGAUGCUUUUGAAAAUGGUGAAUGGGGAAGAAUGAAUGCAAGAGAAAGAGGAAGAUUGAUGUACAGACUUGCAGACCUACUGGAAGAGAACCAAGAAGAGCUGGCAACCAUUGAAGCCCUCGACUCAGGGGCUGUCUACACUUUGGCUCUGAAGACUCACAUUGGAAUGUCUGUGCAAACAUUCAGAUAUUUUGCUGGCUGGUGUGACAAAAUUCAGGGUUCUACAAUUCCAAUCAACCAGGCCCGUCCAAAUCGCAACCUGACCUUCACCAAGAAGGAGCCGCUUGGUGUCUGUGCCAUUAUCAUUCCCUGGAAUUACCCUUUGAUGAUGUUGGCGUGGAAGAGCGCUGCGUGUUUGGCAGCAGGCAAUACCUUAGUGCUCAAGCCAGCACAGGUCACACCCUUGACUGCUUUGAAGUUUGCAGAGCUCUCCGUGAAAGCAGGCUUUCCAAAGGGGGUAAUCAACAUCAUUCCAGGCUCAGGCAGCAUAGCAGGACAACGCCUUUCUGAACAUCCUGACAUCCGCAAACUUGGUUUCACUGGUUCCACUCCUAUUGGCAAACAGAUCAUGAAGAGCUGUGCUGUGAGCAACUUGAAGAAAGUUUCCCUGGAGCUUGGUGGCAAGUCCCCACUUAUAAUAUUCCACGACUGUGAACUUGACAAGGCUGUGCGAAUGGGCAUGGGAGCAGUAUUUUUCAACAAAGGAGAGAACUGUAUCGCAGCUGGGCGGUUGUUUGUGGAAGAAUCUAUCCACGAUGAAUUUGUGACGAGAGUGGUGGAAGAAAUUAAAAAGAUGAAAAUUGGUGACCCGCUUGACAGAUCUACCGAUCAUGGGCCCCAAAAUCAUAAGGCCCAUUUGGAAAAGCUGCUACAAUACUGUGAAGCUGGAGUGAAGGAGGGAGCCACCUUGGUGUACGGAGGAAGGCAAGUCCAAAGGCCAGGCUUUUUUAUGGAACCAACUGUGUUCACAGAUGUGGAAGACCACAUGUACCUGGCCAAAGAGGAAUCCUUCGGGCCCAUUAUGGUGAUUUCUAAAUUCCCAAAUGGGGAUGUGGAUGGAGUACUGCAGCGAGCAAAUAAUACAGAGUAUGGCUUGGCCUCAGGGGUUUUUACAAAAGACAUAAACAAAGCCAUGUAUAUGAGUGAAAAACUAGAAGCUGGAACUGUUUUCAUUAACACGUACAACAAGACGGACGUGGCGGCCCCAUUUGGUGGAGUUAAACAAUCUGGCUUCGGGAAAGACUUAGGUGAGGAAGCUCUAAAUGAAUACCUCAAAACCAAGACAGUGACACUGGAAUAUUAGAGCAACACCAUCACCAGGAACCCUUGACACCACUUCUUGACUCUGGACACACUUGGAGACCUGGAAGUGCUGGGACAGAAGGUAGCAGCCAUGAGCCAAGAAGUACACACGUGGACCAUGAAGAGGGUCAGACCACAUGUCAAAGCAUUUACACACGUGCCUGAAUAUUUUUUAAUACACCCUUUGUACCUUCAAGUGACUUACGGUUGUUGGGUUUUGACUAUGCUGUAUAUCAUACGUAUUUCUAAAAUAUCAAGCUGCUUUUUCUCUACCAGGACUAAACUGUUCGUGGUUGUCCAUCUUGAAAAUGUCAAAAUCAUGCACUUAUAAUA